Acanthoscelides obtectus is the source of this 624-nucleotide messenger RNA. The record is from the annotation of a GenBank genome assembly. NCBI's taxonomy places the organism in Eukaryota, Metazoa, Arthropoda, Insecta, Coleoptera, Chrysomelidae.
AUGCUUGAUUCUAAUACACACCUCAUUGACACGAUACGCAAAAACCGCAAGGGGCUACCAAAGGAAGUUGUAGACAAAAAACUUAAAAAAGGAGAAGUUGCGGCCAUGGAGAACAAAGAUGGGAUAACAUUACUGAAGUGGAAAGACCAAAGGGAUGUGCUUGUACUGUCUACAAAGCAUGAUGCUGAAAUGGUAGAGAGAAGUAACAACAGAAUACCUAAAGUCGUCAUCGAUUACAAUAGCGGAAAAAGUUCUGUGGAUCUCUCUGAUCAAAUGGGAUCGUAUUCUAAUCCUCUUCGAAGAUCUGUCAAAUGGUAUCGCAAAAUCGCAUUUGAGCUUUUGCUUACAACUUCCAUGGUAAAUGCUUUUAUAUUAUAUAAGAAUGUUACCGGAUGUAAUAUCAAGAUUACGCAGUUUAAAAAGGAAGUCAUAAGAUAUCUUAUAAAUACUGCUAACAACGAGAACAUUGACCAUGAACUACCGGCAAAAAGACGACGACACCAUUCUCUAAAACAAAAAGAUGGCGCAAAUAAGCAUAAAACAAGAAGAUGUUGUAAGCAUUGUUAUAAAAAAAUAACGAGCUUCAUGGUAGGAAAUAUGCUACCAAUCGUACACUCAAAGUAG